Messenger RNA from Uloborus diversus, 2631 nucleotides. Its product is annotated as flavin-containing monooxygenase 5-like. Gene Ontology annotation, molecular function: NADP binding; N,N-dimethylaniline monooxygenase activity; flavin adenine dinucleotide binding. NCBI's taxonomy places the organism in Eukaryota, Metazoa, Arthropoda, Arachnida, Araneae, Uloboridae. The record is from RefSeq and is a predicted model, not a curated record. The transcript is spliced from 5 exons. Bases 221 to 1735 code for a protein of 504 amino acids.
ACCACGUUUCCUAUCAAAAGUUUACUCAACUUCAUUAUUUGUUUGCUAAAAAGGCUUUAUUUGAAAUUCCUCAGUCCUUAGGUUUAUCAUGAAUCGAAGUCUAUAAUGAUUGUGUUAAAAGCCAAGCUCCGAUCAAGCAGCUGAAACUGGUUUUCUUUUCCUUGCACUCGCACCCAAACAAGCUCCGAACAACAAGUGUCCAGGUUAACUAUUUGGUGAUAUGGCAAGCCAGAAACGGAUUCUGGUUAUUGGAGCUGGCGUAUCUGGUCUUACAGCCAUUAAAGCCUGCAAGGAAGAAAAUUUAGAUGUGGUGUGUUAUGAAAGAAUUGGAGAGCUUGGAGGGUUAUGGCGAUACCACGAAAACGACUUGGAUGGUUUGCCAUCUGUAAUGAAAUCUACCAUCAGUAAUACUAGCAAAGAAAUGUCAUCCUUCACUGAUUUUCCUCCUGCCAAAGAGUUUCCAACAUACAUGCAUCAUACAGCCGUUUUGAAAUACUUGGAAAUGUAUGUGGAGCAUUUCGGUUUACUGAGCCAUAUAACAUAUUAUCAGGAAGUGAUUGAGCUUAUACCAGCCGAAGAUUACGGAACAACUGGCAAAUGGUUGGUAAAAAUUCGAGAUCUUCACUCAGACGAAAAUCGGGAGGAAGCUUUUGAUGGAGUUAUGGCUUGCGUGGGACAUCAUGCAUAUCCAAUGUCUCCUUCUUAUCCCAAUAUGGAUGUAUAUGCUGGUCAAAUAAUCCAUAGUCACAGCUAUAAAACUUUUACUGGUUUUGAAGACAAAACUGUCCUUGUGAUUGGCGCAGGGAACUCUGGAGCUGAUAUUGCUGCAGAAUUAUCUAAUGUUGCCAAAAAGGUAUACUUAAGCACUCGAAGAGGAGCAUGGAUUUAUCCACGGCUCUUCGAAAAAGGAAAGCCGUGUGAUGUAUGCAAUAACCGAAGGUACAAGACCCUCCUUCCUUCAAAAUACACAAUGAACAAAUUAGAAAAAUUCCUUAACAAAAGAAUGGACCAUGAACGCUUUGGCAUAAAACCUUAUCACUCUGUAAGCAGCCAACAUCCGACAAUUAAUGAUGAACUUCAUGCGAAGCUUUUGAAUGGUAGAGUGAUUGUGAGACGAGACGUCAAAGAAUUCUCUGAAACUGGUGUCAUUUUCGAUGGUGAGGAAGAAUCUACUCCUAUUGAUGUUGUGUUUUUGGCAACCGGAUAUCAAGUGAAAUUUCCUUUCCUGAGUGACGAUAUUUUACGAGUUGGUAAAAACAACAAAGUGCUGUUAUACAAAAAUAUGUUUCCACCGCAACUAAAGCAUCAUACUCUGGCUGUCAUAGGACUUAUUCAACCAAAUGGAUCAUUAUUUCCAGUAUUUGAGAUGCAGUCUAGAUGGUUUGUGGCUUUAAUGACAGAAAAAUGUCAUUUACCAUCAACAGACACAAUGUUAUCUAGUGUGCGUUCAACUGAAGGAUUUCGAGCUAGAAAUUUUGUGCAAUCACCUAGACAUUCACUGGAAGCUUCAUGGUUGUCAUACAUGGAUGAGGUUGCUGAUGAAUUUGGAGUUAAGCCUAACAUGGCUGCUUUGCUUUUAAAAGAUCCAAAGUUAUUCUGGGCAUGCUUUUUUGGGCCUUGCUUACCGUAUCAGUAUCGAUUGAACGGACCACAUAAAUGGGAAGGAGCAAGAGAAGCUAUACUGGGCUAUAAAAGUAGGAUGUAUGGCCACAUAAAAAAUGGGCGUGAAAACUAAAGUUUUACUUAUGCUUGAUGCUUUUAUGUGAUUUUUUACUUGACUGACUUUUACUUGAUGCUUUUUGUGAUUUUUAUGUGAUUUUUAGAAAUGAGUGUCAGAAGUAGAUAUUUCAUUAUAAAUUUUUAUACACGAAUUUCGAUUUUGUAAAACUUUAUACACUGUGUGCAAAACUUAACUCAGUAUUUGUUGUUUUAUUGCACUAAAGCGACAUUUUUUGAAAACAAUGUGUGAUAUCGGUUGUAUUUUUUACCUGACAAAUGGAUUAUGCUUUUGAUUUCAUUCCCAGAUGAUUUUAAUAUUUUCAUUUCUUCGCUGCAAGUACAUUAUUAUUGUUAUGUCAAAACAAAUUACUUUAAGUGUUAGAGCAGAAACAUUAUUAAAAGUUUGCUUGUUUCAAAAAGUUACCAAAAUUCAGUUGAGCCAAAUUCGUCGUAAAAAGUUAUUACUAAAUAUGUUAUGACGGGAAAAGUAAUUGUUUUUUUUAAUUAAAAAAAAGAAAAGAAAAACAAAUGAAAAACUAAGUGUUAAUUUCUUGUAAAAUAUUUCUUGAUAUCAUUUUUAUAAUUGCAUGAGUUUUAAGCAGUUCAGUAUAAUUUUCUAUUCAAAAAAAAGAAAAAAAAUUCAGAAUUAAAAAUUUUGUUUUGUCAUUGUGUUUACAUUAGCUUUAUGUGACUGUUGCUAAUUUACAUUAGCAACAGUCACGAUUUACUAAAAGCUAUUGUAGAGAGUACAUAAUGCUUAAAACUCAAUAGUUAAUCAUAUUUUUAAAAAGCAAAAGUUUUCAUUUAUAUUUAAUAGUGUUUUUCUUCUUUCGUUCUUUCCACUAGCGUAUAGGUCUGAAAUAUUACAUUAUUUGUUAUUUCAUAACUUACUACUUGUAAAAUGGUGUUAUA